CAGCGGGAUAAAGGGAUGGAGGUUACUGCAGAGAAGAGCAAGAGGGGAUUUAACAUCACUCACAUGCUGCACUCGAUCAUUCCCUCUUUUGUGAGCAGGACAAUACAAGCCAGGGGUACAGAGCUUAAAAAGGAUAGACACACUGUUACAGCCAGCAACCCUGCAGAGACACCAGCCAACACAGAGUUGCUGAAUGUUUAGAAGAAAAGUUCUUUCCACGUCUUCUCCACGAUGCUGUAUACUCUGGCAGGAGGAGGCACACUGUGCGGUGUGGCAGCCCUAGUGCUUCUUAUCGUCUCCACAGCGACAGACUUCUGGAUGCAGUAUCGAUACUCUGGUAGCUCAGCCAAUCAGGGGCUUUGGAGGUUCUGCAUCAACCACAAAUGCCACACCCACACCAUAACCGUAGCCUUCUGGGAUGCCACUCGAGCCUUUAUGUUGCUGGCUGUUCUGAGCUGCUUCGCCGGCGUGGUGCUCGGCCUGAGCGCCUUCACAAACGGCACCAAGAACAGGAGGGUCCGUACAGGUGGCAUCGCCCUCGUCCUGUCAGGUUUUCUGGCUCUGCUGGCUUUGGCCAUUUACACCGGAGUGACUGUCACUUUCUUUGGCAAACGCUUUUUGGACUGGCGCUUCUCCUGGUCUUACAUCAUCGGCUGGGUUGCAAUCAUUUUGGCGUUUGCAGCAGGUGUGUUCCAGCUCUGUGCAUACCAGAGGACCACAGCAGAACCUGCUCCUUCCAACAAUCCAGACAGUUAAACAAGAAGAUCGCACCGAUUCGCUCAAACACCGCUUCAAAAUGUCACUGCUGCAUUUAAGUCCUUAG
Labrus mixtus (cuckoo wrasse) is the source of this 823-nucleotide messenger RNA. It is a transcript of the gene lim2.2, whose product is annotated as lens intrinsic membrane protein 2.2. NCBI's taxonomy places the organism in Eukaryota, Metazoa, Chordata, Actinopteri, Labriformes, Labridae. Gene Ontology annotation, molecular function: structural constituent of eye lens. The record is from RefSeq and is a predicted model, not a curated record. The transcript has 5 exons. Gene Ontology annotation, cellular component: plasma membrane.